Molecule: messenger RNA, 1601 nt
Organism: Scaptodrosophila lebanonensis
Lineage: Eukaryota; Metazoa; Arthropoda; Insecta; Diptera; Drosophilidae
Gene: Mvd
Product: diphosphomevalonate decarboxylase
Exons: 4
Coding region: 93-1316 (407 amino acids)
Biological process (GO): isoprenoid biosynthetic process; isopentenyl diphosphate biosynthetic process, mevalonate pathway
Cellular component (GO): cytosol
Molecular function (GO): diphosphomevalonate decarboxylase activity; ATP binding
Source: RefSeq, a predicted model, not a curated record
UAUCCAAAAGUGAAAGCGAGUGAUGUGGAGUCGAUCUUGACUUUAAUGAAUUAUUUGUGAAAAGUUUUUUCUAUCAAAAUACGUGUGUAAAAAUGAUUUCGGCAACAUGUGUGGCUCCGGUUAAUAUUGCCUUGAUAAAAUACUGGGGCAAACGGAAUGAAGAUUUAAUUCUACCCGUUAAUGAUUCGAUUAGCAUGACACUUAACACGAAUGAGAUGUGUGCAAAGACCACAAUAUCCGCAUCGGAAAAGUUCGAGAGAAAUCGUAUGUGGCUAAAUGGUGAUGAAGUGGACUUUGAAGAAAAUGUGCGUCUAAUGCGCUGCUUGAAAGGUGUUCAAAACCUUGUACUUGCGAAUGGGAUAUCGAAGGUCCCUCUAUCUUGGAAAUUGCACAUAGCAUCACGUAACAAUUUUCCCACCGCAGCUGGUCUAGCAUCAAGUGCAGCAGGCUAUGCCUGCCUUGUAUUCACGUUAGCGCGUCUCUAUGGCUUACCCCAUAAUGAAGAGCUAACUACAAUUGCACGGCAAGGUAGUGGUUCAGCUUGUCGCAGCUUGUAUGGUGGCUUUGUGCAUUGGCAUCGCGGCGUAUUGGAAAAUGGCAGUGACUCCGUUGCUGUACCAGUUGUUCCAGCUCAACACUGGCCCAAUAUGCAUGUGCUCAUCUUGGUUGUAAACGAUGCCCGUAAAAAAACGUCUUCGACAUUAGGAAUGCAAAGAGCUGUUACUACAUCAACAUUGCUCCAGCAACGUGUUACGGACGUGGUUCCACAUCGCACAAAAAAACUCAUUGAUGCAAUAAACACGCGGAAUUUUACUGAGUUUGCAGAAAUUACAAUGAGAGAAUCUAACCAAUUUCACGCUAUUGCAUUGGACACCUUUCCGCCUUGUAUUUAUAUGAAUGAUGUUUCACACGCUAUCGUUAAUUUCGUUCAUUCUUAUAAUGAAGCAGCUGGUACUAUACUUACAGCAUAUACGUUUGAUGCAGGUCCAAAUGCGUGUCUUUAUGUUUUGGAAGAGCACGUUCCCAAACUCCUAGCUUCUAUUAAUGAAGCGUUUCCUAACGAUAUUGCGCAGAGUGUGGAAUAUUUGCAAGGCAUUCCUAUGACAACGCCGUCGCCUGUAUCUGGAAAUGACCAAGGCAGCGGUGAUUCAUCCAAAAAAUGCACAAAUGAAAACGUUAAGAUAAACCAUUCUACGAUCGAUACGUAUCCAAAGAAUCUUUUAAAAUACAUAAUUCACACAAAAAUUGGUGACGGACCACGUCAGAUGACUGAUGAGGACAGUCUAUUGUCUGAUGGCUUACCGAUAGCUAACUAAAAUCGCAUGCACCGAACACACACAUCUAGGUAUCGUUUGAUAAAUUUAAAAUAUUUCAUUUUUUACAUAUACAUAAGUACAGUUGGGUUGGUUCUUUUAAUCAAGAUGAGUUUGUGGUGGUCUGUAUAAAGCUUUAAUAGACAGAAUUGUAAAAUAUUUACAUUCAUUGCCUUUAAGUAUGCAAUCUUAAUACAAAAACCAUAUGCUAAUUCAUGUUAUUCACAAAUGUUAUGCUCAAAUACAUAAUAUCGGCGCCAGGGGUAUAAUAAAAACAAUUAUUUUGAA